GGAAGAGAAGGCAGCACGAUUCGUACUGGGGAACUGAGAGGACAGCUUGUUAAAUCAUCUCUAUAGCACCGACAUAAUCUGGAGAUGGUAAUAUGAAAUCCCUAUAAAUAGAGUUACUGGACCCACCAUGGUUUCAGGGACACGCAUUACGUAUACACAUUGAUGGGCAGCACAUGAAAAGGUAGAAUUGUGUAUGACAUUAGGCAAUGAAGAAUCCUCAGUAUAUACAUUAUACAUACUGCAGGGCACAACAAUUAAUACAGUUUCAGAAAUAUAAUAAAAUGAUAUCGUUCCCUGAAAACAUGGUGGAUCUGAUCACCUUCAUGUAAAAAAUUAGGCAGCGGUUUCUAUGGUUCUUACUCAAUCAGCUUCAAUCUAGAGUUAAUGGCAGCAUUACUGAAUAUCCAGAGCACAAUGUGAUCUCAUCAACUCUAAUAUCGAAUAAUAUUACAUGCAUCGUAAUAGCUUAUAUUAAAUAUUGUGUGAUAUAAGUUAUUAUUAUAGGCACCCUAAUAUCUUGUAUUACAUACUGUGAUAGCUGUUAUUAUUACAUGCACCAUAAUAUCUUAUAUUACAUACUGUGUGAUAUUAACUAUUACUACAGGCACCGUAAUAUCUUAUAUUACAUACUGUGUGUUAUUAACUAUUGUUACAUGCACCGUAAUAUCUUAUAUUAAAUACUGUGUAAUAUUAACUAUUAUUACAUGUACUGUAAUAUAUAUUACAUACUGUGUGAUAUAAGUUUUUACAGUGCAUGUAAUAAUAGCUACUAUUACAUACUGUGUGAUAUUAGCUAGCACUACAUGCACCGUAAUAGCUUAUAUUACAUACUGUGUGCUAUUAAUUAUUAUUACAUGCACCGUAAUAUCUUAUAUUACAUACUCUGUGAUAUAAGAUAUUACGGUGCAUGUAAUAAUAGCUUACAUUGCAUACUAUGUGAUAUUAGCUAUUAUUACAUGCAACAUAAUAGCUUAUAUUACAUACUGUGUGAUAUUAGCUAUUAUUACAGGCAGCGUAAUAUCUUACAUUACAUACUGUGAUAUUAGCUGUUAUUAUUACAUGUACCGUAAAAGCUUAUAUUACAUACUGUGUGGUAUUAGCUAUUAUUACAUACACCGUAAUAGCUUAUAUUGCAUACUGUGUGCUAUUGACUAUUAUUACAUACAACAUAUUAUCUUAUAUUACAUACUGUGUGAUAUUAACUAUUAUUACAUGCACCAUAAUAGCUUAUAUUACAUACUGUGUGAUAUUAGCUAUUACUACAGGCACUGUAAUAUCUUAUAUUACAUACUGGGUUUGACGGAACGCUGGCACUCCGACUGAGUACCUCCACCAAUCGAUGCUCCUAGCGCUUGCCGAGGACUCCAAGCACUCCAACCGACACCAUCAGCACUGCAGACCCCACUUCCAGCGAUGCAACUGCGCUGGGGUCUCUGCUGUCUCCACCCACCCUGGACCUAAGGCCAGGAUCCAGCUUCCAGUGGGUGAACCUCUUUCCCCAGAGAGCAGGAACAAGCUCUUAGCAGAACUUAGUGAUCAUACCCUGGGAAGUAUAGUGAAUAUAGCAAUCCCCAGAGUCAGGGCCGGAUUAACAUAGGGGCUGAUGGAGCUGCAGCUCCAGGCCCAGGCCCAGGCCCAUGGAAUAGGCCCAUUUAAAAAAAAAAAAAAAUUAAAAUUUUUUUUUUUGCACACUACUCUUAGGUUUGCCACCUGACUGGUAUUUUACUGGCACAGCCGGUAUUUAAGGCCUGGCCAUGCUGGUAUUGCAGUAAUACCGGCAAUACAACACAGGUAUUUUUCUCAGUAUAAAUGGAGAUUACUCUGCAAUACCAGCACCGGCCAGUAGGGGUCACUGUGUGUGAAGAGAGGCAGGGAUAGAAAGUUACAGCAUAUCCCUCUCUGCCUCUCUCUGCUACUCACUGAUCCGUGGGGAGCAACAACACAGCACAGAGAGUCAGCUCUACAGCUCAGAUAAGUGAGGGAUAGGGGGGAAAGGCAGCAGGGACACAUGGGGACACUGAGACACUAGGGAACACUGAGACACUAGGGGACAUAUGGGGACACAGACACAAGGUGACACAUACACUAGGAGACACAUGGGGACAAAGACACUAGGGGACACAGACUCUGGGAGACCUGGAAACACUGGGACACAGGAAAACAUGGGGACACUGACACUUGGGGACACUGGAAAACAUGGGGACACUGAGACACUAGGGUACACUGGGACACAUGGGGAUGCUGUGAGACAUAGGGACAUUGGGAGACACUGAGACAUUGGGACACGGAGACAUUUCUCCCAGUGUCCCCAUGUCCCCCAUCCAGUGUUGCUAGAGUCUCAGUGUCCCCAAGUCUCCCAGUGUCUGUGUCCCAUGUCUCUCAGUGUGCCCAGUGUCCCUAUAUGUCCCAGUGUCCCCAUGUCUAUGUCCACAACUGUCCCAUGUCUCCCAGUGUCCCCAAGUGUCUGUCUCCCAACCAGUGUCUCCUAGUCUCCCAGUGUCUGUGUCCCCAUGUCUCUGUGUCCCUAGUGUCUUAGUGUCCCCAAAUGUUUCAGUUUCCCCAUGUCUCCCAAUGUCUGUGUCUCUAGUGUCUCAGUGUCCCCAUUUCUCACAGUUUCCCUAAAUGUCUGUGUCCCCAUGUCCUAGUGGGCGACAUGGGGACACUGACACUGUGAUACAUAGAACACUGAGACAUUGGGUGACUUGCGAGACUGAGACACUGGUAGCAAUCCAUCUAUACAGCAGAAUCAACCUGUGAGUAGUUUGUUGGUGAUUUUACAGAAUUUUCUCUGAUGUCACUCCUUGUGAUUAUACAAAUGAUUAAGGCUGGUAUUUUUUUCCAAGAAAGGUGGCAACCCUAACUACUCUUCACAUACUCUUGCUUAAAAGAGCACUAUAGGGUCAGAAUCACAAUCAUGUAUUUCUGACCCUAUUAUGUUAAAACCACCACCCCGGCCCCUUCUUGCCUCCCUAAGUAUAGUAAAAUAUAACUUGUAUUCAAGUCUGCAGCUGCUGGCUCUGCCUCUGAACUGACUGUCUGCUGACAUCAUCAGAAGUGGUGGUCUGAGCAAAUUACAAUACUUCCCCAUAGGAUUGGCUGAGACUGUCAACUAGGCAGAUCAGGGGCAAAGCCAGCACAAGUCCAACAUAGCCCUGGCCAAUCAGCAUCUCCUCAUAAAGAUAAAUUGAAUCAAUGCAUCUCUAUGAGGAAAGUUCAGUGUCUGCAUGCAGAGGGUGGAGACACUGAAUGGCAGUGCUGCACACUAGGCAGUACUGCCCCAGGAAGCACCUCUAGCAGCCAUCUAAGGAGUGGUCAGUGGAGUUAUUUUCUCUGAAAAGACAGUGUUUACUGUAAAAGGCCUGAACGGAAUGAUUCUUCUCACCAGAACAAAUACAACAAGCUGUAGUUGUUCUGGUGACUAUAGUGUCCCUUUAAGUUUGUAAGCUUAAGAGGAAUGUAUGGGAACAAAACUUGUGUGGACUGGAUGACAAUAAAAUUAGUUUAGGUAAUGCAGACAUUGGCCUCUCUAACACUGUGGCAUGUCCCCUUUCUUCUACACUCACUACAUACAUCUUUUCUCUGUCCCAGAUUAUAUACCAGGAGCUUCUGCCUGCUAGUAAGAAGGUAAGGAGAUAAGUGGACCAGCGAGUGCCAGGGGACAGUCCUUAGAAAGCAUGGAGUGAGCGCAUCAUUAGAUGCAUGUAUGUCAAGCUCAGGGUGCUGCCUGCAUAGUAUGCCCUUAGUUGGACAGCCUGCAGGAUAGGCGGGCAGCCUGACAUGCAUUCAUGCCAGGCUGUCCUUCAAAUUCUUUGGACAGACAUGCCCCCUUUUUGGGCAUGUUCACCCCUUUUGGCAGGUCUGGUCACGUGAUUUGCACCAGUGGCCCACCCUUUUACCCCGCCUAUUGACUUCCUGCUUCACUGGACAGUGCUGUUAGGGGGUAUGGAUUUACUUGAAAGAUGAAAGCAUAAAUUAGAGAGAGAUAAGCAUAGAGUAUGUUUUUUCUUAUAGCUACAUCCUAUGAGUUUCCCUCCAGCACCAUCUCCAUCAGAUACAUGACGCUUGGGAUGUAUGACUGUUUUAGUGUUUUUGGUCGAUAAAAUUCCGUAAUUAGGCCCAUCAUAAUUGUCAGCACCAGGCCCAGUGUGCUCUUAAUCCGGCCCUGCCCAGAGUGUAUUUCUCCAAUCCCCCAAACAUGAGCCAAGGCUUAAUGCUGGAACAAGACUGAUUUACUGGUACACAGAACUCACAAUUUAUGCAACACAAAACUCCUCCUCUGGGCCAGGCUAGAUAAUUGAGUUUCUACAAUACACAAAGCUCAAUUAUCUGCUGGCCAGAAAUAAUACAGUUUCAUAAAACACACAGGGACCCCAAAACAUGCAAUAACCCCAUAAAAAGUAUAUCCUUGGAACCGGGGGAUCUGGGUGAACCACAUAUCCAAAAUUCACCCAGAUCCGUUCAGUACUUUGGAAAAUACAGUUUAAUGCAGAUUCUGCAGAACAUAUACAGGCUAAAUGAAAAACAAUUACUGUAUAAUGUGUCCCCUGCUGUAUAGUCCAAAACCAACGCACGAUGUCUCUGUGCAACAAAUACUGGCGAGAUGGCACCGUGUUGAAAAGUCCAAACAGUGUCUGUGAGUUAAAAUGGCGCCAUCCAUUGUUCUCACCAUGUGCUUCUGAUACAGGAAAUGGUGGCCACCCAGUAACUCCACAGUAUGUCCCCAGAUGGUUCUUAAAGGGCCAGCAGCAGCACAACACAAAUCCAUUAUGCCCAAAUCAUGUCUUUAAAGGGCAAUACAUCCCAGCUUAUUACAUACUGUGUGAUAUUAGCUAUUAUUACAUGCAUCGUAAUAUCUUUUAUUACAUACUGUGUGAUAUUAGCUAUUAUUACAUACACUGCAAUAGCUUAUAUUGCAUACACCGUAAUAGCUUAUAUUGCAUACUGUGUGAUAUUAGCUACUUUUACACACACAUGUAAUAGCUUAUUACAUACUGUGUGAUAUUAGCUAUUAUUACAUGCAUCGUAAUAUCUUUUAUUACAUACUGUGUGAUAUUAGCUAUUAUUACAUACACCGUAAUAACUUAUAUUACAUACUGUGUGAUAUUCGCUAUUAUUAAAUGCACCGUAAUAGCUUAUAUUGCGUACUGUGUGCGAUUAGCUAUUAUUACAUGCACCAUAAUAUCUUACAUUACAUACUGUGUGAUAUUAACUAUUAUUACAUACACCAUAUUAUCUUAUAUUACAUACUGUGAUAUUAGCUGUUAUUAAUACAAACACCGUAAUAGCUUAUAUUGCAUACGGUGUGAUUUUAGUUAUUAUAUGCACGAUAAUAUAUCUUAUAUAACAUACUGUGUGAUAUUAGCUGUUAUUAAUACAUACACUGUAAUAUCUUAUAUUACAUACUGUGUGAUAUUAGCUAUUAUUACAUGCACCUUAAUAUCUUAUAUUACAUACUGUGUGAUUUUAGCUGUUAUUAAUACAUACAUCGUAAUAUCUUACAUUACAUACUGUGUAAUAUUAGCUGUUGUUGCAUGCACCGUAAUAUGUUAUAUUACAUACUGUGUGAUAGUAGCUAUUAUUACAUGCACCGUAAUAGCUUAUAUUACAUACUGUGUGAUAUUAACUAUUAUUACAUACACAGUAAUAGCUUUUAUUGCAUACUGUGUGAUAUUAGCUGUUAUUACCUGCACUGUAAUAUCUUAUAUUACAUACUGUGUGAUAUUAGCUGUUAUUAUUACAUACACCGUAAAAUCUUAUAUUACAUACUGUGUAAUACUAGCUGAUAUUACUACAUACAUUGUAAUAUCUUAUAUCAUAUUCUGUGUGAUAUAACUGAUAUUAUUACAUACACUGUAAUAUCUUAUACUGUAUUCUGUGUGGUUAGCUGAUAUUAUUACAUACAUUAAAUUAUCUUAUAUUACAUACUAUAUAUAUUAGAUUAUAUUAUUAGAUACUCCGAAUUGUCUUAUAUUACAUACUGUGGGAUAUUAGCUCAUAUUAUUACAUACAACUUAAUAUCUUAUAUUCCAUACUGUCUGAUAUUAGCUGAUUUUAUUACAUAUACUUAAUUAUCUUAUAUUACAUACUGCGUGAUAUUAGCCAAAUGAGCCAACAUAACCCCAAUUGAGACUCUCAUAAGUACAAGUUAAUGACCCCCACUAAUAACAGUAUAUACCUCAACUCACUGACACUCCCACUAUAAAUACCCAUAUAAUACCAGCAUGUACCUCGACUCACUGACACUCCCACUAUAAAUACCCAUAUAAUACCAGCAUGUACCUCGACUCACUGACACUCCCACUAUAAAUACCCAUAUAAUAGCAGCAUGUACCUCGACUCACUGACACUCCCACUAUAAAUACCCAUAUAAUAGCAGCAUGUACCUCGACUCACUGACACUCCCACUAUAAAUACCCAUAUAAUAGCAGCAUGUACCUCGACUCACUGACACUCCCACUAUAAAUACCCAUAUAAUAGCAGCAUGUACCUCGACUCACUGACACUCCCACUAUAAAUACCCAUAUAAUACCAGCAUGUACCUCGACUCACUGACACUCCCACUAUAAAUACCCAUAUAAUACCAGCAUGUACCUCGACUCACUGACACUCCCACUAUAAAUACCCAUAUAAUACCAGCAUGUACCUCGACUCAAAUUCCGCAGCGCUUUACAAUGGGUGGACGAACAGACAUGUAGUUGUAACCAGAAUAGUUGGACACACAGGAACUGAGGGGUUGAGGGCCCUCCUCAAUGAGCUAUCAUGCUAGAGGGAGUGGGAUAAAAUGACACAAAAAGGAAAGGAUAGUAUUAGACAAGUGACAGUUGCAGAAGAGGAAUCAGUCAGGAGCUAUUAACAGUUUAAUUGAUACGCUUUUAUGAAGAAGUGGGUUUUUAAUGAUUUUUUUGAAGGAGUGGAGACUGGGUGAGCAUCUAACGGAGGAGGAAAGCGAGUUCCACAGGAACGGUGCAGCCCUCGAGAAAUCUUGAAGGCGAGCAUCAGAGGUGGGAGUACGAACAGUCUUCAGCAGAUCGUAAGGGCCUAGACGGGACAUACUUAUGUAUAAGGGAGGAUAGAUAGGUGGGAGCAGCAUUAUGUAGAGAUUUGAUAGCAAGAACCAGAAUUUUAAAUUGAGCUCUAUAUCUUAUAGGAUCUUAAGGGUAAGGCGUGGGAGAAGUGGGCAGACAGGAAGAUGAGCCUCGCACCCGCAUUCAUUGGGAGCACGUAAGACCACUGAGAAGUGGAAUACAGUAGUCAAGGCGAGAAAGGACAGUGGAAUGGACCAGCACCUUAGUCGCAUCUGGCGUUAAGUUGGGGCGGAUGCGCGCAAUGUUUUUGAGAUGGAAAUAACAGGAUUUGGCGAUAGACUGAACAUGAGUCUUGAAGGAGAGGUCAGAGUCAAGGAGAAUACCUCCAGCCUGCGUGGUGGAUCUGAUGGUAGCACCGUUGACUUGGAGGGAGACAGACACAGGAGUAACAACACUUGAGGGAGGAAAGACCAGAAUUUCAGUUUUGGUCAAGUUUAGUUUAAGGAAGUGGGCAGCCACCCAUUUAGAAACAGCAGAGAGGCAGUCAGAGACACUAGACAAGAGGGACAGGGAGAGAUCAGGAGAGGACAGAUAGAUUUGCGUGUCAUCUGCAUGGAAAUGAUAUUGGAAGCCAAAGGAGCUAAUGAGUUUACCAAGGGAGGCAGUAUAGAUGGAGAACAGUAGGGGACCAAGGACUGAACCUUGGGGGACACCAACAGAGAGGAGUUGGGGAGAAUAAGCAGAGCCAGAGAAAGAAAUACUGAAAGAGCGCUGGGAGAGGUAGGUGGAGCACCAGGAGUUAUGUUUGGGCAUAAGUUGGCUUUGGGUUCAUUGUGGCAUGCACUGAUGUAAGUUGGUGUGAGGAUGCUUUUGGUGUAAUGAGGGUAUCAGCUAGCUGUAUCAUUUCAAUUAACCUAUUAGAUGUUUCUUGCAGAUGCUACCCAAGAAGAAACCCAUUAAGAAUUCUGGUUUAGAUAUUCCUGCUGGAGAAGAAGAUGAGAAAGAAGAUGUAGUGAGCAUGAGAGAGGCCAUUCUCGAACAGGAGCACCAACGCUUGACAGAAGAGCAUGGAAGACUGAGGAGUCAAAUGGAGAAGCUUCACAGGGAGAAUGAGUUUCUACAGGAAGAGGCUGAGCAGGUCCGGGUGGAAAGCCAGGAGUAUAUGUCUUAUAUGAAUAAGAAAAGUCAGCGUCGCCAGGACACUAUUGUCAGCCUGAGUGACCAGAACCAGAGGGAGCUGGAGAACUUGAGACAACAAAAGAAAAAUCUUCAGGCACAUUUCCAGGAAGAAGAAGCAAAGCUAAGGGAGCAAUUAUUCCACAGAGAAAAAAAAUUGGCAAAGCUGGCCAGCGAGAUUCAAGAGUUGAGCCCAAUGAAAGAGCUAAAGAGGGAACAGCUUUCACAUAUAAAGAAGAUGGAGGAGGAGGUGAUGGCCACUCGGGGGGAACACGCAGAGACUCUGCUCAGGGUGAAGAGUGCCUUUCUACGGGAAAAGAAACGGUGCCAGUUGGACUCAGAACACCAACUGGACCAUUUGUCCCAGACUGCCCAGGCGGAGGCCAAGAAGGCAUUGUUGAAAGUCAGUACAAAGAUAAAAGAAGAAAACCAGCUUCUACGGCAGGAACUUCACCAUCUCAUUCAUCGCACCCGCAUUCUACAGGCCCAGAAACAGAAAUUAAUGGAUCAAAACCAGCAGCUACGAAGGGAGGAACAGUGCCGUAUGGACUUACGAAACAUUAUGCUCCAAACGAAAAUGCAGUAAAUAUCUUCACAUGAGGACUAUUUUCUCAGACUUACGCAAAGGAGAUCACACAUCUUCACAGACAUUUUCUUACCACCACCCAAUCAGUUCUAUGGAUGCUUCUCUCACAACGAAUCCAAGAGAUGAUGAACAAUAUAAUGCUUGAUACAAUGUGAUAAAACGUAAAAUAAAGAGUCACAAUUACACAGUGUCACUGUCCAGG
This is a messenger RNA of Pelobates cultripes (western spadefoot toad), 8989 nucleotides long. The record is from the annotation of a GenBank genome assembly. NCBI's taxonomy places the organism in Eukaryota, Metazoa, Chordata, Amphibia, Anura, Pelobatidae.